CAUUUUUGAAUUUUCUUUUGUUUUUGUUUUGCAAUCAUGUUUGUUAGACAACAUUUGAUGAUUUUCAAAGUUUUUCAUAUAAACAAAGCAUUCAGUUCUUCUUAUUCUUCCGUUGUAUCACACAAUCAAGUGAUAGAAUCAAAUGGUCGAGUUUUCGUAAAGGAUAAAUAUCGACGAUUCAUUGAUCAGAUACGUAUAACUGUCACUGGCGGUGCCGGUGGUAAUGGUUAUCCAAAAUAUCAAGGACUUGGUGGAAACGGUGGCAAUGUUUGCCUGGUGGCUAACGCUGAUGUGAAAUUGAAUGAUUUAAAAAAAUCGAAUGUUAGAUUCUGUGCUGAGGAUGGUCAACAUAGUUCUCGCAAUUCUAUAAUCGGUCAGGACGGUAAAGAUCUUGAGAUUAAAGUACCGGUGGGCAUCUCUGUCAUUUCGGAUGAAUAUAAAAAAGAAAUUGCUCAUCUUGACAAACCCGGCGACAAAUGUAUUGUUGCUUUUGGUGGCCGUGGUGGCGACAAAAUUAAUUCCUAUUGUGGCACGAAUGGACAAAAACUAGCCAUUAAAUUAGAUUUAAAAUUAUUAGCCGAUAUAGGUCUAGUAGGUUAUCCUAAUGCCGGCAAAUCAACACUGUUAAGAGCAUUAUCACGUGCAUCACCUAAAAUUGCCAGCUAUCCAUUCACAACAAUUCAACCGAAUCUUGGUGUAAUCGAAUAUGAUCCACCCAAAACCGUACAACCAUAUAAUGAUUGGUCAAAAGUCAAAGAUAAAUCUAAAUUUUAUGAACAAGAUUAUCGUCGAAUAACGGUUGCCGAUCUACCCGGUCUGAUUGAUGGUGCGCAUCGUAACAUUGGGUUAGGCCAUAAAUUCCUAAAGCAUAUUAUGCGAACAAACUUAUUGUUAUUUAUCGUUGAUAUUGAUGGAUUUCGUAAUACAGGUGGCCGUUAUUUUCAUGAUUCAUGGUGUUCACAUGAACCAUUCGAAGUAAUACAAUCAUUAAUCAAUGAAAUUGAUCUUUAUGAUAACGAUAUACUUGAACAAAAGCCAUCGAUUUUGGUUGUAAGUAAAUUGGAUACUUUUGAAAAACGUGAUCAAUUCAAUAGAUUCGUAGAGAUUUUACAACAAACGAAUAUCGAUAUACCUUCUGUGAUGGAUAGACAAAAUGUCAUAAAAAGCAGUGAUGAUGAUCAAAUGUCAUCGAUGAAUGUGAAUGUUCAACAUGACAGCAACAACAACCAACAACAUGAAUCUACAAUUGAACAUCAUAUGAUUGAAGGAUUUAAUGAUGCCAAUGAUGAUGAAAAUGAUAAUGAUGCAUUAAUCAUUGAUCAUCAUCCACCAAAUCCAACAGGAUAUAGAUUCGAUAAAAUAAUUGGUAUAUCUGCCGUUACUGGAUAUAAUAUUGAUCAAUUAAAAGGAUUGAUUCGUAAAUUGAUCGACCUGAAUGCUGAGAAUAAUGAACAACAACAAUAUGGAAAAGUUUCUCAUAGGCAAAGAUAAGAGAUUAUUUUUUUCAAAAAUUGUAAAUUUUAUAUAUUAUAAUCAUCAUUGUGUGAUUUUCAUUGUCAAGGUUUUCCAUUACCCCAAAUUCAAUAAAAUAAAUUUUUUUUUGUCAUUUUAUGACAUUGAUGAUGACAUAUUUUUGACCAUGAAAAUGUAUAGAAAAUUUAAAAUCGACAU
Messenger RNA from Dermatophagoides farinae (American house dust mite), 1671 nucleotides. RefSeq names its product GTP-binding protein 10 homolog. NCBI's taxonomy places the organism in Eukaryota, Metazoa, Arthropoda, Arachnida, Sarcoptiformes, Pyroglyphidae. The record is from RefSeq and is a predicted model, not a curated record. Gene Ontology annotation, cellular component: mitochondrion. Gene Ontology annotation, molecular function: GTP binding; GTPase activity.